This is a messenger RNA of Metschnikowia bicuspidata var. bicuspidata NRRL YB-4993, 1090 nucleotides long. RefSeq lists its product as uncharacterized. Bases 326 to 703 code for a protein of 125 amino acids. The transcript has 2 exons. The record is from RefSeq and is a predicted model, not a curated record. NCBI's taxonomy places the organism in Eukaryota, Fungi, Ascomycota, Pichiomycetes, Serinales, Metschnikowiaceae.
GAAAAAGCUGAAGAUAGAUGGUCCUCGCCAACGGCCCUGCAAAGAACAACAGCGCAUCACCGGCCCGGGCCGUAACUCGGAUACGCGACUCAUUGUCCCUCUGCCUCCACCAAUAAUUACCGAAGCUUCCGUCAGCCGCACGGCGGGCGAAAGAGCCAGAAAGAAGAACCGGGCAGAGACGAAGCGAGUAGAGCUGAGCAGAGACGGAAUUGACAGCAUGAAGAACUAAGCAGAAUGAAACAAUAAGCAGAAUGAAAAUAGGCUGAAUGGAGAAGUUAACAGAGAGACGAGAACAAUAGAGAGAAUUAACAGAGAGGACAGUGAAAUGAACAGACGGUAUAAACAGAACGAAGAAACAAACAGACCCCAAAUUAACCAGAACCCAAAUAACCAGAACCCAAAUAGCCUGAGCCCAAAAGAAACAGAAAAUAAAAGAAAGCACAGCAGAGAAAUUAAUCGGAACUCAAAACACAUGAAAACAGACCCUGACAAGAGGCACACCUGGAAAAACCGGUCCUGCGCGAAGGCCCCAGGCCCGCCCGCUCACGUGACCACCACGGCGAUAGUGGCCAGCCCAGGAAAAACGCGCAUGGACCGAGCACGCACCGAACCCGCGGAAGAAGGCCCCAGGGAAUUCGGCACGCAAACGAGCGCCAACACUGGCAGAGGCAGGCCCCAGCCACGGAACAGAAACCGAGGAUGAACAAAACAGAAAGGGGAACACAGAGAGAGGAACAAGACAGAGAGAGGAAAAAGACAGAGAGGGUGAAUAGAAAGUCGAAGAAAGAGAGUAAAGAAAAGCAGUAGGAGAAACAGAGUGAACAAACAGUGUAAAACAGACUAAUAAAAAACAGAGUGAAUGAAACUGGUGAAAGAAUCAGUGUAACAAAGAAUUAAAAAAACCCGGGUGAAUACAACCGGUCCGAGAAUCAGCGAAAAACUGGUGAAAGAUUUAAAGUAAAAAAGAAUUAAAAAUCAGGGUGAAUAAAACUGGUCCGAGAAUCAGAGCAAAAAACUGGUGAAAGAAACAGAGUAAAAAAAAACUAAAAAAGAAUUAAAAAAACCAGGGUGAAUAAAACUGGUCCAAGAA